CGUCGGUUUAAUUACAGAUAAGAACUAAAGAUUGAGUAGCAGUAGUUUGAUUAUGCUGUCAAAGAAGAUAUAAAUGUUUUUUUUUAUAAAGUAUACGUAUAUGAAUAUUAGUUUAUGUUAUAUAUUUUAGUCAAGGAAUAGAAAGCGCAUCCCACGUUUGUGAAAACCUCGAAACAUUCAAUUUUUAUAGUUUCGUAUAAAAAAUUCGAUAUUAUUUUCUACAUUAUUUAGAUAAAAUUGAGAGUACUUUGCAUAUUAUAAUAUAUAUUUAUAUUCGUUAUCAUGGCUGUAUGUGUGGCUGUUAUUGGAAAAGAUAAUUCUCCCAAAUAUAUCAAAUGUGCAGAUGAGGCUCUUGCCUUGCAAUUUCAUUACAAAGUGCAUACAUCUAUUGAUAUUAUAGAAGAGAAAUUGAAUAUAGGAAACAAAACAGCUGUUGAUAUUCGUGAUUUGUAUUUAGGUUUAUUACUUACAACAGAGGAGUUUAAAAUCUACGGUUAUGCAACGAAUACAAAAAUUAAAUUUGUAAUAGUAUUACAAUCAUCUAAUAUAUCAUUCCGAGAUAAUGAAGUAAAGACGAUAUUUAAAAAAUUGCAUACUGCCUAUUCCAAUGCGGUUUGUAAUCCAUUUUAUGUACCAGGUAGCUCGAUUAAAUCAAAGUCAUUCGAUUCAUCUGUGACAGAGAUAAUGGGAAUUAUAUAAACAUAUAUAUUCUUCUACUGAAAUAUUAGCAAUAUUAUUAAAUCAUUCUUUAACUCUUUUAACUAUAAAUACAAUAUAUGUUCAAAAGCAAAGAAGAAAUAUCAUGAAACAACAUUAAUAUGUUUUAUUUUCAUUAAGCAGCGAAUUUUUUAUUCGUAAAUUCAAUUGAACUGCAUCAUACAUAAAUUAACGAAUAUUUUUUUUUUAUAUUUGACAUGAAUCAUUACGAGAAUAAUACAUUAAAGUUGCUUACUCAAUGUUGCUACUUCGAAUACAUUUUUUAUUUGUAAAAAAUUAACUAUGACAUUAUAACAUAUUUUUAUUGUACAAUAUAUUAUUAUAUCCAGAAAUGCAACAUUAAGUAAACAAUCAUUUAAAUGAUAACAAAAAUAAUGUGUAGUACAUACACUGUUGUACGUACAUUCUAUUAUCAUCAUCAUCAUCAUCAUCAUAUUAAACAUCGUAUAACAUUAUAUAAAAUAUUUCUAUAAAAAUAUAACUGUAUUUCAAUUAGAAAGUUAAAGCUUAUUGCCAUCAUUGUUUUACAUCAUCAAAAUUAUAACUGAAAUAGCAUAAAAUAAUUUAAGUUAAAGAUUAAUAGUAACAUUUUGUUUACUAAUUAGUGUCAAUUUAAGUUAAAUAUUGAAGUAGAUUAUUAUUCUUACAUACAAUGGAUUUUGUUGUUUUUCUCAGUAUGACGUCUAUAAUUAAUACAUAAAAUCAAUUAUCAGUUAUAUUUGUGAUCAAUAUAUAAAAAAUGUAUCAAACAACAGUAUAAAAAUAAAAGUAAAAUAUCUAUGUGACAUUUUUUAUGUAAUUGAUAUAAUAAUUCAUUAUUACUUUGCUAUUACAAUGUAAGAAGCAUCGAUGAUUGUUCUUUACGUUGUAAAAAUGAUGUUCUUGACAAUAGAAUUUGAUUUUUGUCGAAUAAUAAA
Molecule: messenger RNA, 1634 nt
Organism: Polistes canadensis
Lineage: Eukaryota; Metazoa; Arthropoda; Insecta; Hymenoptera; Vespidae
Product: trafficking protein particle complex subunit 2-like protein
Exons: 5
Coding region: 283-699 (138 amino acids)
Biological process (GO): endoplasmic reticulum to Golgi vesicle-mediated transport
Cellular component (GO): nucleus; TRAPP complex; cytoplasm
Source: RefSeq, a predicted model, not a curated record